This is a messenger RNA of Diachasmimorpha longicaudata, 1946 nucleotides long. RefSeq names its product tetraspanin-9 (gene Tsp5D). The transcript is spliced from 5 exons. The coding region runs from base 190 to 963 and encodes 257 amino acids. NCBI's taxonomy places the organism in Eukaryota, Metazoa, Arthropoda, Insecta, Hymenoptera, Braconidae. The record is from RefSeq and is a predicted model, not a curated record. Gene Ontology annotation, cellular component: plasma membrane.
GCCUAUCCCGCACGUAAACUUGAAUCUCCGGACGAUCCCGCGGACUUUCAGUCCAGGCUUUGCGACUCCCCGAACCGCUUCGAAGUUAAUCACAUGAUUUACAUCUGUCACCUGGUCUGAGUGACGGAAAACUCGUCUCGAAAAUAGGUAAGCAUCGAAGCGCGAUUUGAUUCUCCAAGGUCGAGAAACAUGGGCCACACUGGAUACACGUGCAUUAGGCACGUAUUCUGCUCGCUCAACGUACUCAUCUGGUUGUGCGCCUGUGGAGUGCUAGGGGCUGAUCUGUGGCUUACUUUAUCAUACCGUGGGUACAUUACACUUGUACCCCAGUACAGUUUUAUAUCGGCUGAGUCUAUUCUGCUGGCUGCAGGAUGUAUCAUGUUCGUCAUUGCGUUCCUGGGGUGCUGCGGGGCAUGGUUUCAACUGAGGUUCAUGCUGAUAUUGUAUUUCAGUCUCGUGGUGAUGAUGUUCCUCGGUGAGUUCAUGUUCGGUGCCCUGGCGUUCAUAUUCCGUGAACAAGUGUCGAGGAGUCUGAAGCAUGAGCUUCUGUCGGGAAUUCAGGAGCACUACAACAUCACCAGGGAGCCGGGGACGUUGGCAACUAUUUGGGAUGACCUUCAACAGAGAUUUCAUUGCUGCGGAGUCAGAGACUAUACCGACUGGUUCCAAAUAUCUGCCUGGCCAAAUGACGACAGAGUGCCAGACUCGUGCUGCAUAACUCGCGAGAGAUACUGCGGUAGACCAGAUCCCGACGGUCACAAAAAAGAAUUGUGGUACAAAGACGGUUGCGCGUCAGCAAUUCAAAUGGGUUUUGUCACGAGGCUUCACAUUGUCGGUACCGUCGGCCUAGUUGUAGCCUUCCUCCAGCUAUUCGGCCUCAUCGCCAGCAUGAUUCUCUUCUGCACAGUCAGGCACAAGAAGGCAUCCCACUCCUACAAGAGCUACGACACAGCCAACACCUAGGAACGCGCGUGGAUCCCGGCAUACGGGAUCCACGAGACCGCUAUUACUGAAGAAACUGCUGCAUGAGGGCUCACUCGAAGGGUUCGCUCGAAAAACAAAAUAAUAUUGUCGAGAAACUCCCCUCAUUUUGUAGCGAUUGUUUGAAAGUGCGAGGGGGAGAGGGGAACAGCAUGAUUUAUUUUCUCUCUGAGCGUAGAAAACUGUCAUGAUUUUUUUUUUUUCGAAGAUUCUGGUAGAGCGAUGCGAUGCAUUUUCCGUGAGGAUCCAACGAUCAAUGAGCUUUAAAUGCUUGGCCACACCGAGCACAUCCAAAGUUGCGCCUUAGAGAUUUAUUAUCGAUUAAUCGUUAGGGAUAAGAGUAAUUUAAUCGUUGUAUUAUUGUUUAUACACCUGGCGGAGGUUCAGUUCAAUACAGAUUGUAUUAUUCGCAGAGAUCUACGUAAUUGUGGAGAAAACAGAAUUUUUUUCUGUCAAAAUGAGUUGACAGACGUUUUGAAAGAAUUUUUACGUUCAAAGCUCGGAAAUUUUUUUCUGAAAUUUAGCGCUCAUUUCCGGGAAAGAAUAUUCUAAGAAUAUUUAAUUAAAGUUACCCUAGGAUUAAUGUUUGUAUUUCCAAUUAAAUUUUGAAUCAAUGUAAAUUUUUUAAUGAGUAGUUCGUGGGUUUCCCACGAAAUUAUUUGGACUUUAAGUCGUAGCAAUUGAAGUUCUAACUUUUUUUUGAAUUUUUAUUCAAUUACUCAAUUAAGUUUUAUUUAUCUUGAAAAAGUGGCAUCACAAAUAAAUUGUGAAUGUUAAACUUAUCUAAUUAUUUCACAGAUCGUUGAAAAAUUUAUUUUCACAUUAAUUCGAAAAGAAUCCAAAUGCUCAACUUGAAAUUUCCGAAGUAAUUCUCUGUUGUAAGUACCCUAUCGAAUGUAAAAUACCGAAGAAUGAAUGAGUUAAAUUGUCUAGAACAAAACCUAAAUGUAUUUAUUACCAAAUGA